CACGUGACUCAAAUAUUAACUUUGUAUACUUUGUCUUUCUUAAAAUACACACUGCUUUUUAUAACAAGCAGGAAAAGAUUUCCAACGACCAUCAUUUCGCGGGGCGGUAUUGAACGAUAUAACGUGAUUGUUGUUAUACAUUUCGCAUGACUAAAAACAUGCGAUUUUAAUUGAAAUUCCAUUAUAGUGGUUGUAAUCACGAUAGAUGGGCCCUGAAGAGGUGUGGGACAAAGUGAACUCACCAGCGAUGCUUUGUGGGUAAAGUGCGUCUCGGUAUCCGCCCAUAUUCGCCAAAAGGAGGCCAACCUGAGCAACUAGGCCGGCGGACGCUGGAGCAAAUGGAAAGUUCAAUCGAUUAAUUUGCUCACUUGUUUUUGCCCGAUCCCGCGUGCUUGUGACGCCAAGUGGACGGGUUUCAUGCGGGCCUUUCAUUGUGGAGCAGGCAAUGCAGACAUCGUGUAAAACGAGAGGACGAUCAGCUUGACUCAGUUUGUCGCCACUUCAGACGCGGAACUCCAUUCGUUUAAAGGUGAAUCAUGACAGAAUAUAAGCUGGUUGUGGUGGGAGCUGGUGGCGUUGGCAAGAGCGCACUGACCAUUCAGCUCAUCCAGAAUCACUUUGUAGAUGAAUAUGACCCCACCAUUGAGGACUCUUACAGAAAACAAGUGGUGAUUGAUGGGGAGACGUGUCUACUGGACAUCCUGGACACUGCAGGUCAGGAGGAGUACAGCGCCAUGAGAGAUCAGUAUAUGAGAACAGGGGAGGGCUUCCUCUGUGUCUUUGCCAUCAACAACACCAAGUCCUUUGAGGAUAUUCACCACUACAGAGAACAAAUAAAGCGGGUGAAAGACUCCGAGGAUGUCCCCAUGGUGCUGGUGGGCAACAAGUGUGAUCUCCCGUCCCGGACAGUGGACACCAAGCAGGCUCAGGACUUAGCACGAAGCUACGGCAUUCCCUUCAUUGAGACCUCAGCAAAAACCAGACAGAGAGUGGAAGAUGCCUUUUACACUCUGGUACGGGAGAUCAGGCAGUACCGCCUCAAUAGGCUCAGCAAGGAAGAAAAGACUCCGCGCUGUGUCAAGCUUAAAAAGUGUGUUGUGAUGUGAAUGGGGGAGUCGACGACGCCUUUUACACGUUAGUACGAGAAAUCCGCAAGCAUAAGGAGAAGAUGAGCAAGGAGGGCAAAAAGAAGAAAAAGAAGUCCAAGACAAAGUGCACACUCAUGUGAAAAAUCCGAAAAAGAAACUAUGUUGAACAGAGAAAGUAAUACAUUUUGUACAUCACACUAAAUUAUUAGCCUCUUUCUCAAUACCCUCUGUAACCAAUACUAAAGCUGACCCACUUUGUCUGCCUUCUUAUUCUUUGCUACAUGGACACCAAUAAGCUUUAUUUCUUGUAUAGUGGCAGUUGCUCACACGCAUUGGUUUGAUUAUUAUGGGUGAUGUUGAUUUAACAAGGCCCCGCCUCGCCCCGCCCCCCCGGUUGUUGGUAAAUUAUGUCACAGCACAUGCCUGUCAACCUUUUCCAUGAUAAUUGAGUCUUUUCAGCCAUAGGUUUUUGUCAUGGCAUGCCAAAGAACGACAAUUGGUCCCUCGUAUGUGCUAUUUUCACUGAUAUGUAUGCAUGAUGAUGAACUCCUUUACUAGUCUUCAAAAGUUCUAACAAGUUAAAAUAGCAAUUAAUGAUUUGUUUGUAUUUUGUGGGGAGUGGCCUCUUUGUAUUUUCUUUUUGCAUGCAUGCAUUUUUCCUCAGAGGACAUGCAUAAAGUGUGUGGUUGAUUGGAUGGGCAAGUCAAGAUCAAGUCUUCAGUAAUGUUUACGUUGUUGUUCGUACAUGACUAAUUUUACGAUCCUUGUUAGAUCUGUGCUUUAUUUGCUGGGUUUUACACAAAAGUAACACAUUUCCUAUGUGCUGUUGUUUAUAUGUUAAAAGGUUUGAUUGUAGGAAUUUUUCCUCGCAAUGUUUUUUUUCCCCUCCCCCCCAAGCAGUCAAAGGCAGACAUAAUGUGUAGGACCACUUUUUUUUUUUUUUUUUAAAUCACGAGGUUCUCAUUGUUUUUAGGUAAAAUGAGAUUUUGCAUAUCCCAAUAUAUCCUCUUCAGACCUAAAGAUUAGAAAUACUAUUAAAAGCGACCAGGCAGUGUUCUUUGUGGUUGUGAGCGGUAGAAUGCAGCUUUCUUAUAUGCUGCUUGUUUUCAGGUUUUCCUUUAAAGGAUUUAGUCCCUUCAAAGUGUUCCAAUGAUUUCAGACUACUUUAGAAAGAAGUUAUCCAGCAAAGUAAUUGCUCACUUUUUGUGACAAAGUUGUUUGACUCAUGAUGUAAGUGAUGCUAAGUUGUAAAUGAGGCACAACUUGCCAUAAAAUUAGCCUCUUUUGGGCAAUAUUGUUUAAAAAAAAAAAAAAGUACAAACUUCUCUUGUGGGUCAGCUUAUAUUUUGCCUUUCCCAUGUUUGAUUUGAGCUGAUUUCCCUUUAGCAGAUGGGUCUGCCUUCCAGGUUUGCAUCAGAUUCCGUGUAGAUGGCAGGGAGACUAAAGACGUUUCGAUUGACAGCGUGCUCAGAAAAUGCACAGGAAGCUGUUUGAACAUUUCAGAGUUUCAAUAAGAGACCUUUGCUUUUUACAGGUGCUUUGAUUCUUCAUUGAGUUUGUUCCCAGAAAGCCGGUUUAAUGACGGCGCCCCAUUUAAAGACUUUCACAAUCAGUGUUUUGCUGGUUCGAAGUUAGUGGCCCCAUUAUGUUUGCCAAGACGGCACGGCACAGGCCACUCAGGAUGUCGCUGCACCAGUUUAAAGUUCCACUGGGGGUCAGCCUAGGCAUUUUGAAGGCUUUUAAAGGUUGUCUUUUACCUGUUAAAUGUUUUGUUUUGAACCCUGAUUGUGUGCCAACAGCUGAUUUGAUUUCUCACAUGAAUCACUUAAACCUUGAUCAUAUGUUAUGAACCUUUGUAUAGUUGUGAUACUGAAAGGUGCAUAUUUUGUAAAUUGGUGUGUGUUGUCCAGAAUGUUGCUUUAAUGGACUUUCUCUGUGCUUAGUGUGUGACUAGUGUGUCUGUGUCCAGGGUGAGGGGAGUGAAUGAAUGGCCACUUUGCAACAUGUCGGGUGGUAAUCUGAUCUCAAAUGCGUCUAUUUUUUGCCAUGAAUCUCACCACUCCUAUUUAAUGUGUAUUAAAGAACAUCAAAAGUAA
This is a messenger RNA of Syngnathus acus (greater pipefish), 3184 nucleotides long. RefSeq names its product v-Ki-ras2 Kirsten rat sarcoma viral oncogene homolog (gene kras). NCBI's taxonomy places the organism in Eukaryota, Metazoa, Chordata, Actinopteri, Syngnathiformes, Syngnathidae. The coding region runs from base 537 to 1106 and encodes 189 amino acids. Gene Ontology annotation, biological process: Ras protein signal transduction. Gene Ontology annotation, cellular component: plasma membrane. Gene Ontology annotation, molecular function: GTP binding; GDP binding; GTPase activity. The record is from RefSeq and is a predicted model, not a curated record. The transcript has 6 exons.